Messenger RNA from Eleginops maclovinus (Patagonian blennie), 4277 nucleotides. Its product is annotated as SPRY domain-containing SOCS box protein 4-like. Gene Ontology annotation, cellular component: SCF ubiquitin ligase complex. Gene Ontology annotation, molecular function: protein binding. The transcript is spliced from 3 exons. Bases 895 to 1755 code for a protein of 286 amino acids. The record is from RefSeq and is a predicted model, not a curated record. NCBI's taxonomy places the organism in Eukaryota, Metazoa, Chordata, Actinopteri, Perciformes, Eleginopidae. Gene Ontology annotation, biological process: proteasome-mediated ubiquitin-dependent protein catabolic process.
UACAAAGAAAGGCAGAGAAGUUCGAACCAUCCACAAAACUUGACAAUGGCAGUGUCAGUCGAGUGUGAAUUAGUGUGAUGAGUUUCAGAAAGUCACAGAAAUAUACUGACAAAGACCCCCCUAGUCUGACAGCAGAGAGUUGUGUGGGGAGGAGGGGGUGUCUGAUGCUUUUGGAACAUCCAACAAGCCGUCUAUAUAGACUACAUCCGGACCCCUCAUCCCUCCUCUUGAUUACUGAUGAAGAAUGACAGAUGAUAUUGGCAUCAUUAAUAAAAAGCAGACAGAUCAAAAUAAGACUCAAAUACCGGCUCUAUGUUAGAACACUGAUUUGAGGAGGUAAGAGCAGGGCGGACACACACGGGGACAUGAGUCAUGAGUGAGGGAGAGUGUUAGAGAGGUCCGGACGGAGACUGAGGGACAGUGAGUGGCACCUGCAGAGAGCUGCUAAUCCCAAAGUAAAGUAGAUUAGUGCAGCGGCCUCCGGCUUCCCCACAGUCUGUCUGGAGGAAACGGAGCUGCCAUGAGCCGCUGAGUUGCUGCGGGCUGAGAAACUGCUGGUGGUGCGGCUGUGUUGACCAGAAUGUUGCUCGAUAUCACUCACUCCACUCUCAAGUCCUCGACACUUCUUUAAGCUGCUUGACAUCUCCUACGUGACACCCUUCACCUGACAAGGAGUGGCAGCAUGUCUUUCUGAAGAAAAUUGUGGCAUGAAACCAGAUCGUAAACGUCUUUCAUUCAUCACCGCCUCCUCCUCCUUCAUCUCCCUCCACCACUCUCCCGUUAGGAACUCUCACCUCAGCUCCACCGCAUUGAUGAGGUAACGCCAAGCUCAACACAGCGCAGCACCAACACCACCCUUCCCCGCUUCUUUCUGUCAACCUCUCCACCGCAGUCAUGGGGCAGAAAAUCUCUGGCGGCAUCAAAACGGUAGAUGGUCGUGGGGAAAGCGUUGGCUCCCCGUCCUACCGGCCUUCAGCGCAUCGCCGGCAGCACCCGGAACUGAGGGGCCCCGAUUUCUCCAAACCUACCAGGCUGGAUCUCCUUCUGGACAUGCCAAGUGCCGGACUUGAGACCCAGCUCCGUCACGCGUGGAACCCUGACGACCGAUCGCUCAACAUCUUCAUAAAAGACGAGGAUAAACUGACAUUUCACCGCCACCCGGUCGCUCAGAGCACAGACUGUAUCCGGGGGCGGGUAGGGUACACAAGGGGUCUCCAUGUGUGGAGGAUCCACUGGCCCUCCCGGCAACGUGGUACCCAUGCUGUGGUUGGGGUGGCAACCUCAGAAGCUCCUUUGCACUCUGUUGGCUACACUGCGCUGGUGGGGUCGGACUGUGAAUCCUGGGGCUGGGAUCUGGGGCGCAACAGGCUCUACCACGACAGUAAGAACAGGGCCCACAGCACGCUGCCCUCUUACCCCUGUUUCCUGGAGCCUGAGGAGUCAUUCACCCUGCCGGACUCUCUGCUAGUAAUUCUGGACAUGGAUGAAGGGACGCUGAGCUUCAUGGUGGAUGGACAGUAUCUAGGUAUCGCAUUUCGAGGACUGAAAGGCAAGAAGCUGUAUCCUGUCGUCAGCGCUGUGUGGGGACAUUGUGAGAUAGCCAUGAAGUACGUCAACGGAUUGGAUCCCGAGCCUCUUCCUCUGAUGGACCUGUGUCGGCGCGCGGCCCGCAUGGCUUUGGGUCGGGAGCGGCUUCAGGAGAUCGAGGGCCUCCCUCUGCCCCAGUCCCUGAAAAAUUACCUCCAAUACCAGUGACUGACACCAGCAGAGCCAACUGGGAGUACAAGGACACAAACCAGACCUCCGGAAAGUCUAAAGAUGGAUGCAUUAAAGAAACUAAUGAAUGGAUGCAAAGAGGGGAUGAUAGAUGGGAGCAUGUCCACACUGAGAGCGCCACAGCUCCACAGCAGAUGGGUGAACGAGAGAUGGUGGGUGAGCUGAAAGAGGAGGUCCAGGCUUUUUAACAAAGACAGUACCAGCUUCUCUUGGAUUUCAAGCUGCUUUUUUCAUUUGUUUUUUGACUUGAAAUAAAUUAUUGAUGAUGGUAUCCCAUCAGCGUUUCACUCAUCCAGAAAGAAAACCCAUCGGGUGAGGGGAAAGAGGCGAAUGUGUCCAGUUGACCACCGCCACCUAGUGAUGAAAAGAGCACUGCGCAGAGAAAGCACACUAAUCCUAUCCUGGAGGCCUUUCUGACAUACAGUCAGUGACCAUAUCAUUGCUGUUGGGUACCAGAGUCUGUGUUCUCAUCUGGCAAAGAUGAACGGCUGCCAAGAGGGUUUUAGCACUAAGGUUGUUUUUAUCUGAUUGACUCAGGGCCCGACUAACAGCUCACUUUGCAUACAGAAUAGACAUGGCUGCAAAAUGAAAUAGGGACACUGAAUUUUCUCCUGGCUUUAUGCAGACAUUUUUUAUGUGAGUGAAGCCCUUUUCAGACACGGUCAUGGUGGUUACGUAAAAGUGUGUUCAUUUAUGGAAAUAUUCACCAUACUCAGUGUUUAGCACCAGGAGAGCGAAAAGUAGUCAUGAUGAUAUUGAGGAAAUUGAUUUUAAAUGUACAUUUUAAACAUGGGUUCAAAUCUUGAUUCAUGUGCUUUGUCAGUGUGAGAAUUUCCCAUCCGUUCCAACUUAUUAAUUUCAUCGUUUAUUUUAUUCUGCUGCUUUUUUUAUACUAUAAUGGACUAAUACAGAAUGACAUAGGGACUAUGGUGCCUGUAUGCUGUAUGUAAACACUUUUAUAUACAGGAUAUUUAUAAUUUCGUCCAUGCAGUUAGCCUGAAUGUUACUUGAAAAAGGAUUGGCGGUGUGUUGGUGUUCAUGUUUAUUUUUUUAAUUCUACCUCUUUUGUUGCAUGGGGAAAUAAAAAUCCUUUUAAUCAUCAGACUACAAUGUCCUCAACAACUUAAUGUUGCUCCUUUACAGUGUUUCAGUGUCUCAUAAAGAUUUCUUCUGCAUAAUAUUUAUUUAUUUACGUGGGACUUUUCAGUGUCAGUGCUCUUAAAGCUGAAUAUUCAUAAAGGAAAAGAAAACACCAAUCCUAAAAGAACAAACACUCAUCGUAUUCACAAAUCUCUAAUGUUUAAUAACCAAACUUUUAAAAUUUCUAAUAGGAAACUGAGGAAACUGAAAGAGCAAAUACUCUUUUGGGCCUCUAUUGAGGAACCGAGACAUUUAAUGGUUUUUAUUUGUAUAAUUUUUGCUGUCGUGGCCUUUAAUGAUAUUGUGAUGAUCUCCAAAAACCUGCACAUCUGGGAAGUGUUAUGGAACAUUCAUUGGGUCCGAAUGAUUCAGAUUGCUGUCAUAACUUUAACGGAACGGGCUGCGUGUCUGAAAGGGGCUUAUUCACAUAGAAAAACUGCUUGAUGUUUAAAGUUUGAAGGGGCACUGAGAACCAUUCCUCCUCACAGGACAUACAAUCAUGAAUUAUGAUGUCAUUCAGGACCAAAGGGAUUCAUAUUAAGCCACGGAGUGUGUCAAUGUGUCUGAAGGUCGCAGCCUGUCGCAGUAUAACCGGUGCUGAAAUGCUGAUGGUGGAGAGAGGAGCCUCACCUGCUGUUGUAGCACCCUGCUGUAGCUCACUGGUACUAGACAGUAUCUGUCUGCUGUCCGCACAACUGUCUUAAUGACCACAAACAAACAGACAGGACCAGAGCAGAUCUACUCUCACUGGAUCUAUAAUAGUAAAGGCUGGAGCAGAGAGUAGGAACAUUACUGCAACUGCAGAGGCAUAUUCUGGAAUGCAGAUUAUACACACACACACACACACACACACACACACACACACACACACACACACACACACACACACACACACACACACACUGUAGACCAAUUGUGUUUUUCUUUCCUUAAAAAAGGCUUGAGUCACUUUUUUUUUAAUGUCUGAGUUUGUAUUCUUCAUUAUAAUUAUUCAUUUUUUUGAGUUUUGAGCCCGAUGAUGGCGACAUGAUGAUAAUGAUGAUUAUUUAUCCCAAGCUAGUUUUACGUUUGAUCUUGUUACGGAGGAUGAUGGUUACAUUCAGGUAAUUUAAUACAAAGAUGCUGUUGAUGAAGGGAGGCAGAACUCAAAAGUUGUUUCUUCAAUGCUGCUUUUCAUUAUUAUUAUUAAUAAUAUUAACAUUAUUAUUUGUGAUGGUGGUUGUCUCGCCUUCUAUUUUCAUCAGCUACGAUGGGGAGACGGGACCGUUGAGGAAAAUUAGUAGAAUGUAUGGACAGAUGGUGCAGUGAGAUGUCAGCAGAUAUGAAAUGUGAAUAAAAGCCAAGAGAAUUUGAAAAAUGUC